Drepanopeziza brunnea f. sp. 'multigermtubi' MB_m1 is the source of this 2325-nucleotide messenger RNA. The record is from RefSeq and is a predicted model, not a curated record. NCBI's taxonomy places the organism in Eukaryota, Fungi, Ascomycota, Leotiomycetes, Helotiales, Drepanopezizaceae.
AUGCGCUCCACUACACGCUUCCCCUCCUUCUCCUUCUCGAGCGUCCGCUCCUCGCUCCGUCGCGCGCCGUCGUCGUCGAACGGCUCCAUCAUGUCGAGCAGCAACCGAAACUCGUACACGUCGCACUCGUCGUCGACGCCGGUCCAUACCAUCAACGCCAUCAUCCACCGCCAGCCGUCCAUGCUGCACAUGGAGGAGGAGCGGAAGAUUUUUGGGACGGGGCUGGAGAUCCUGGAGCCGAGGCCGCUGGUCUACUGGGAUGGGUUGGAGGAGAGGAUGGGCUCUCUUCCCGAGUCCCGAGUCCCGACUCCCAUCCCGGCCGGCAUCCAGGUUCUCGGCAGACGUUAUACUUCGACUCGGCAUCCACACCGACACACUGACGCCGACGACCCGGUCUCAUAUCGUCUCAACAUUCACACUACACAUGGCCCUGACAAUUCAGCCAAGUCAGGCCUGAACUCGAAUUCAACCGCACGCAAUUCGGAGACCCCGUCCCUUCCAGCUCUUCAAACAAAUCAAACUCCCUCGCCUCACGUCGUGUUACAACCUUCCAUCCACAUGGACGACAAUGCCGAGCGGGGGGCCUCCACAUCUGAGAACAUCGAAGACGCCCCGUCCCCGACCACAUGGACAUCGCCGUCGCUUGUGAGAACUCCAGACGGAGAGUUGGAUAGUGGCAUGAGCAGGUCACAAGCAUACAACUUGUACACCUCUCACCUUCUAUCAACGUGGAACGUGAGGACGUAUGAGUUCGCAGCGGUCAUCUUCACUGCUGCUGCGUAUCCGGAUACACUUCUUGCUGCUGCGAUUCGCGGCAUCGUAAGUACGCUCGCAUCGAUAUGCUUCUCCUCCGUGGUCGGGAGAUGGGUAGACCAAAGCCCCAACCGGCUCCAGGCCCUCCUGAGUACCAUCUCUGUCAACAGGCUCACGGUAAUCGGUGCUUCGAUGCUCUGGUACUUCAUCGUCGACCCAGUUUCCGGCCCACAAGUGAUCACCGCACUUGACUCCAGCAUCAUCGGCUUCCCCACUUCCUUGCUCCUUAAGGCCGGCAUCUUUUCUUCUAUCUUACUCCUCGGCAUCUUCGAAGCUCUGAGUGCGUCCGGAAAUAUGUUGUCCAUGGAACGGGACUGGGUCGUGACAGCUGCUGCUCCUGAUGGUCAACCCUACGAUCUUACGCAUCUCAAUUCGGUGAUGCGGAGAAUCGAUCUUGUUUGUAAGCUUGUGGCACCGCUCUUGAUCUCGGUUAUCAUGUCGGCUACCAACAAUCGGGUAGGUGCCCUCGUGGUUGGGGUUAUGAGUGCCACCAGCUGGGCGGUCGAGAUAUUCUGCGCAAAGAUCGUCUGGAAACGGAAUCCUCGUCUUCAGGCUCCAAAGGCCGUCGCGAUCGGACAUGUCUCCAGCGCGGUGGCCGGUACUCAAUCUACGCCUCGUCCGGGCUUCUUCCGCCGAGUCUUACAGGGAGCGAGACGCUAUGUUCAAGAUUUCAAGAACUACUUCGCUUGCACUGCUUGGGUGCCUUCGCUUGCACUCGCCCUCCUCCAUCUCUCGGCGUUGUCGUACGGUGCCACGUUCAUCACGUUUCUGCUCAACGUUGGGUUCUCCCUGGAGUUGAUCACCGUGGCGAGGGCGGCAGGCAGUAUUGUUGAAAUUUGCAGCACGGUGGUCACACCUGUCGGUGUCCAGUAUCUGGGAAAAGCUGCUAGCACCCAUGGAAGAUUUAGAGGCGAGGAGAUCAUAGAUGAUAGGGAUGUCACGACACUGCUUGGGAGUGACUCGGGGCAAGGAAAUACCGAGACGGGUCUGGAGAGGCUGGGGCUGUGGGGUAUCUCGUGGCAGCUUUCGAACCUGGUCCCAGUCAUGUUCGCACUCUGGUCCCUAUCACCCGGUUCGCCACCCGUCUCGGACCUCCCACACCUCAUCCUACACUUCCUGCCCAACCCCUCGCAAACCACACUGGCCAUCAUCCUCUUCUCCUUCCUCUCGCUGUCCCGUCUCGGUCUCUGGGUCUACGAUCUCACCACGCAGCAGCUGACACAGACCCUCACGCUGCCGUCCCAACGCUCGUCCUUCACGGGGGUCGAGUACUCCUUUGUGUCCCUGUUCCAGCUACUGCAGCACGUCGUCGCGAUCUUCUUGAGCCGACCGGAGGACUUUAGGUGGAUCGCCAUGAUGAGCUUCGGGGCGACGGUGGUGAGUGCGGUGAUGUACGCCGCGUGGGUGUGGAGGAUGCGAGGUCACCUCGUGCAUUGGGAAAAGCUCGGUCGGACCUUCGACUGCGUGGUUACGAGGGGGGAAGGGCGGUGGCGGAGGUGGACGAGGAGGUGA